AUGUCUCAGAAGUCCGCUAUCAUCUCCGUCUACGACAAGACUGGACUGCUGGAUCUGGCCAAGGGCCUGGUCAAGCAGAAUGUCCGUCUUCUUGCCUCUGGCGGUACCGCCAGGAUGAUCCGUGAGGCAGGCUUCCCCGUCGAGGACGUCUCCGCCAUCACCCAUGCGCCUGAAAUGCUCGGUGGCCGUGUCAAGACCCUCCACCCGGCUGUGCACGGCGGUAUCCUUGCCCGCGACAUCGAGUCUGACGAGAAGGACCUUGCCGAGCAAAAUAUCGCCAAGGUAAACUACGUUGUGUGCAACCUGUACCCCUUCAAGGAGACUGUCGCCAAGGUGAACGUCACCAUCGAUGAGGCCGUGGAGGAGAUCGAUAUCGGUGGUGUGACCCUGCUCCGCGCUGCGGCCAAGAACCACAAGCGUGUGACCAUCCUGUCGGACCCUAACGACUACCCUGAGUUCCUUAAGGAGCUCGAGGCUGGUGAGAUCACCGAUGCCAGCCGCAAGCACUACGCCCUGAAGGCCUUCGAGCAGACCGCCGACUAUGACACUGCUAUCUCUGGUUUCUUCCGUAAGGAGUACGCUGGGAAUGGUCUGCAGCAGCUCUCUCUGCGCUACGGCACCAACCCGCACCAGAAGCCUGCUUCCGCUUUCAUGCCUCAGGGCAAGCUGCCCUUCAAGGUUCUGAAUGGCUCUCCCGGCUACGUCAAUCUGCUUGACGCCCUCAACGCCUGGCCGCUGGUUAAGGAGCUCAAGCAGGCUCUCGGCUUCCCGGCCGCCGCCAGCUUCAAGCACGUUUCUCCCGCUGGAGCUGCCAUUGGUGUUCCUUUGAACGAGAAGGAGCGCAAGGUCUACAUGGUUGACGACAUCAAGGGCAUCGAGUCCUCUGCUCUGGCCCAGGCUUACGCCCGCGCCCGAGGCGCCGACCGCAUGUCCAGCUUUGGCGAUAUCCUCGCCCUCAGCGACAUCGUCGACACCCCCACUGCCAAGAUCAUCUCACGCGAGGUGUCCGACGGUGUCAUUGCCGCCGGCUACGAGCCCGAGGCUCUGGAGAUCUUGUCUAAGAAGAAGGGUGGCAAGUACCUUGUUCUUCAGAUGGACGAACACUACACUCCCGCCCCCGAAGAGUCUCGCACCCUGUACGGUGUGCAGCUCACCCAGCACCGUAACGACGUUAUCAUCUCGCCCAGCAAGACCUUCAACAAUGUCAUCACGCCCAAGAACGUCCAGUCCCUGCCCGAGGCUGCUCUCCGCGAUCUGACUGUUGCCACCAUCGCCCUGAAGUACACCCAGUCCAACUCGGUCUGCUACGCCCUGAAUGGCCAAGUUAUCGGCCUUGGCGCCGGACAGCAGAGCCGUAUCCACUGCACCCGUUUGGCUGGUGACAAGGCCGACAACUGGUGGAUGCGCUUCCACGACCGUGUUAUCAACAUUAAGUGGAAGCAGGGCACCAAGCGUGCUGACAAGAGCAAUGCCAUCGACCUGCUCUGCUCAGGCCAGACCCCUCGCAAUGAUGCUGAGAAGGUCGAGUACGAGCGCGUCUUCGAGGAGGUCCCCGCUCCCUUCACCCAGGAGGAGCGCGAUUCCUGGCUCCAGAAGCUGGGCGAGGUUGCCGUCUCUUCUGACGCUUUCUUCCCCUUCAUUGACAACGUCUUCCGCGCCGCCCGCUCCGGCGUUAAGUACAUUGCCGCCCCCACCGGCAGCCAGAACGACACCCCCGUCUUCGAGACCGCGGAGAAGCUGGGCAUCACUUUUGUCGAGCAGGGUGUCCGUCUGUUCCACCACUAA
Messenger RNA from Penicillium canariense, 1785 nucleotides. RefSeq names its product phosphoribosylaminoimidazolecarboxamide formyltransferase/IMP cyclohydrolase. Gene Ontology annotation, biological process: 'de novo' IMP biosynthetic process. Gene Ontology annotation, cellular component: cytosol. Bases 1 to 1785 code for a protein of 594 amino acids. NCBI's taxonomy places the organism in Eukaryota, Fungi, Ascomycota, Eurotiomycetes, Eurotiales, Aspergillaceae. The record is from RefSeq and is a predicted model, not a curated record. Gene Ontology annotation, molecular function: phosphoribosylaminoimidazolecarboxamide formyltransferase activity; IMP cyclohydrolase activity. The transcript is spliced from 4 exons.